This is a messenger RNA of Molossus molossus (Pallas's mastiff bat), 2821 nucleotides long. It is a transcript of the gene FAM222A, whose product is annotated as family with sequence similarity 222 member A. The coding region runs from base 346 to 1704 and encodes 452 amino acids. The transcript has 3 exons. Lineage: Eukaryota; Metazoa; Chordata; Mammalia; Chiroptera; Molossidae. The record is from RefSeq and is a predicted model, not a curated record.
GAGCCGCAGCGCCGCCCGCGGGACACGGUGAGCACGAGUCCUGGCGAGGAUGCGCUGCUUGAGCGUCCGUGCGGCCCGGGUCCUGGGCGGGCGCGACCCCCACUGAGCCGAGAGAUCCUCCAGCCCACGACUUCGGAAGGCGUGGGCCGGCGCGUACAUCGCCUCACCGACAGCAUCCCUUUCCGCCUGGAGAGAGGUAUCGGCCCCCAAGGGGGGCUCUAUCAGGCAGCCUCUGUCACCUCUGCAUGGCUGCAACCCUGCGAGCGGAGAGUCGUCGCGGUUGAGACCUGGCUGAUCCGGGACCCUGCCACAGAGAGUGCCACGCCGCGGGCCCCCAGCUCAGCCAUGCUGGCCUGUCUGCAGAGGACCCAGAACCCGCCUGGCCAACACCUGGCCUGCCCGAGCAAGAGCCUGGAGCUGCGCAAGUGCGAGACGGUGGCCAGCUCCAUGAAUUCCUCCCGCUACCCGAGCCCGGCCGAGCUGGACGCCUACGCUGAGAAGGUGGCCAACAGCCCGCUUUCCAUCAAGAUCUUCCCCACCACCAUCCGGGUGCCCCAGCACAAGCACCUCAGCCGCACCGUCAACGGCUACGACACGUGCGGCCAGCGCUACAGCCCCUACCCUCAGCACGCUGCGGGCUACCAGGGCCUGCUGGCCGUCGUCAGGGCCGCCGUCUCCUCCUCCAGCGUGGCCGCGCCCCCGGGGCCCGCCAAAGGGGUGCUCAAGAGCGCCGAGGGCAAGCGGACCAAGCUGUCGCCGGCCACCGUGCAGGUGGGCAUCGCGCCCUACCCGGCGCCCAGCGCUCUGGGGCCCUUGGCCUACCCCAAGCCGCCUGAGGCGCCCGCCCCACCACCGGGCCUGCCCACGGCUGCUGCCACUGCGGCCUCCGUCAUCCCCCUGCCGGGCCGCGGCCUGGCCCUGCCACCUUCCAACCUGCCCUCCAUCCACAGCAUCCUCUACCAGCUCAACCAGCAGUGCCAGGCCCCAGGCGCUGCGCCCACUGCCUGCCAGGGUGUGGCGGUGCCCCGCCCCAGCCCAGCCAAGCACGGGCCCGUGCCCAGCUUCCCCAGCAUGGCCUACUCAGCCGCCGCCGGCCUGCCCGACUGCCGCAAAGGCGCCGAGCUGGGCCAGGGGAGCACAGCGGCCUUGACGUUGGCUGGAGCCGCCAAGCCUGCCGGCUACGUGGACGGCAGCCUGGAUUACCUGCUGUGGCCCCAGAAACCACCCCCGCCGCCGCCCCAGCCGCUGCGGGCCUAUAGCGGUGGCACGGUGGCCAGCAAGUCUCCGGAGGCCUGUGGGGGGCGGGCGUACGAGCGGGCCAGUGGGUCACCCCUCAACUGCAGCGUGGGGCUGCCCGCCAGCUUCACUGUGGGUCAGUACUUUGCUGCCCCCUGGAACAGUGUGCUGGUGACCCCCACCAGUGACUGCUACAACCCGGCGGCGGUGGCGGCCACCGAGCUGGGGCCCGGGGUGGCCCGGGAGCUGACGGGGCACCCGGUGGAGGCCCUCUCGGGCCUGCCCAGCAAGAGCAUGUGCAACACGGCGGUGCUGAGCAGUAGCCUGCAGUCGCUGGAAUAUCUCAUCAAUGACAUCCGGCCGCCCUGCAUCAAGGAGCAGAUGCUGGGCAAGGGCUACGAGACGGUGGCAGUGCCCCGGCUGCUUGACCACCAGCACGCCCACAUCCGCCUUCCCGUCUACAGAUAAGGCCUGCUUUGUGGAUGCACGGACAGAGGGACAGGGCGCCGAGGGGAGGCAGGCCGAAGGACGGGGGUCAGCGCGCAGGGGCCCACUGGUGCCCACAGGGAAGCUGGCUGCUGCCAUGUCUGUCGAGGUUUGCAGGUGACCCUGCUCACCAAGGCCCCUUCCUGUGUCACACAGGGAGGCCCCGAGCUACUGCUGACCUCCAGGCCUUCCUCCGUCCACACUGGCAGAGGGAGGGAGAGAGACCACUUAGAAACAGGAGUGGGUCUCUCUGCUCUCCCGGGAGAGGAGCUCAGGCCAGGGUGGGAGGCAGGAAGAAAUGAGAUGGUUUAGAAUCAGGGUGGGGUCAGAGAGCUUCUCCCCCCACAGGCUCCCCAGUCGCCUGGAGAAGGAGCAGAGGAAUUCUCUGUUCCCUCGUGUCCCCCACUGGCCAAUCCGGUGAACACCACUCUGACAGAAGCUCCAGGGACCCCGCGUGGGGGGCUGCUGCCCCUCCUCUAGACUCCCCCCCAUUCCUCCCCAACACAGAAAAAUCACACCCCAUUCCCGUUCCCCCUGGACUGCCACCUCCCCCUUCCCGUCACACAGCUUACAGGGCUGCUGGGCACAGCUCCAGGCUGUGCCCUGCACACGGGCACCUCGUCCAAGCAGACCCCACUCGCAUCCUAGACUUGUAUAUUUAUUGCGGCAACUUUCCGAAUCUCGAGGAAGGGGUGCCAUUUCCCUGUUCGCACAAAGGUACCCUUGGGGUGAACCGCGGGCCUGUUGUCUCAGACCCCACCGAGGAACCCUACCUCGCCUUCUUCGGGGGCUCUUUCUUUGGAACCAGCGAGAGGGUAACCUGGUUUUAACUGGGAGGCCCAGUGCAACCCCUCUCCUGCCAACUGCCCUCCAGGGCCUGCCCCGCACCACCGAGGGCCCCGCGAAGCCCCCAGGCCCGAACCCCCGUGCUGGCCCUCUGGCGCCGGAAGCGGUACUGUAUCUCUCUCCAAGGCCUGUUCAAGCACUAAGUGCAUUUACAAAUCUCUGAGAAUGUUUUUUUUUUUAUACUAAAAUUGACCAUUAUAUUCUACUGUGAGAAGUGCAGUCUGCACUAUAUUGUUUUAAAAACUAAGAGAAA